AUGGAUAAAUUCGUGACUGGGUUGAAAAUAAAAUUUAAUGAAGCAGAAGAAGAGGGUGGUGAAAAUAAUGGAAAUGUUUCUUCACAAAAUAGUAAAACUAAACAUAGAAAAUAUGAUCCAAUGUACUUAUUAUUGGGAUUUACGUAUAAGAUCAUUAAUGGUCAAGAACCACCAAUGUGUUUGCUGUGUAUGAAUACUUUGGCCUCAGAUAGCAUGAAACCAAAUAAAUUAAAACGUCAUCUGGAAAAAGUGCACGCCGAUCAUGUUGGCAAAACAAAAGAAUUUUUCCAAAGAAAAUUAGAUAGCUUAAAUAAACAGAAAGAAUCGUUUUCAAAAGCUUUGUCUGUAUCACAAAAAGCGUUACUUGCGUCAUACAAAGUUUCGUAUCGAAUUGCUAAAUGCAAAAAACCACAUUCAAUAGGAGAAACUUUAGUACUACCAGCAGCUAUUGACAUAAUAGCUACGAUGUUUGGUAAAUCAUAUGCUGAUCAAAUUAAAAGCAUUCCGCUGGCAGAUAAUACGGUGGGAAGACGAAUAUCAGAUAUAUCUGAUGAUCUUUGCGAUCAGUUGAUAGAAAAAAUUAAAUUAUCUUAUUUCGCGUUGCAAGUAGAUGAGGCUACCGAUGUUGCUAAGGAUGCACACUUAAUAACAGGCAUCGGCAACCUACGGCACUCUGGGGUUUUGAAUGGCACUCUAUAA
Messenger RNA from Ctenocephalides felis (cat flea), 699 nucleotides. Its product is annotated as zinc finger BED domain-containing protein 5-like. The record is from RefSeq and is a predicted model, not a curated record. The transcript has a single exon. Bases 1 to 699 code for a protein of 232 amino acids. NCBI's taxonomy places the organism in Eukaryota, Metazoa, Arthropoda, Insecta, Siphonaptera, Pulicidae.